AAUACUGAUCUGAAUAACAGUAUUGAAAUAGCAGCAAAUGAAAAACAAACAAAAGCUAGAAAAGUAAAAAGACCCCCUAACUGCUUUUUUGUUUUCGGUGAGGUUAUGCGACCGGGUGUUAUAGCACAAAACCCGAGAGCAAACUUGACCGAGAUAAAUAAAAAAUUAGGAUUUAUGUGGAAAGAACUUACAGAGGAGGAAAGACAGCGGUAUAAGGCUGAAGCUGAUAGAAGAAAGUUUGAACAUUCCAUUUUAAAUCCUGGGUAUGUUUACCGUCCAAAACGAAAAAGGUCGGUAGAAAACGUUAUUACAAAUCGA
Molecule: messenger RNA, 318 nt
Organism: Helobdella robusta
Lineage: Eukaryota; Metazoa; Annelida; Clitellata; Rhynchobdellida; Glossiphoniidae
Exons: 1
Biological process (GO): cell differentiation; anatomical structure morphogenesis; regulation of DNA-templated transcription
Molecular function (GO): DNA-binding transcription factor activity, RNA polymerase II-specific; RNA polymerase II cis-regulatory region sequence-specific DNA binding
Source: RefSeq, a predicted model, not a curated record